This is a messenger RNA of Belonocnema kinseyi, 1328 nucleotides long. RefSeq names its product luciferin sulfotransferase-like (gene St2). Gene Ontology annotation, cellular component: cytoplasm. The transcript is spliced from 6 exons. Gene Ontology annotation, molecular function: sulfotransferase activity. Lineage: Eukaryota; Metazoa; Arthropoda; Insecta; Hymenoptera; Cynipidae. The record is from RefSeq and is a predicted model, not a curated record. The coding region runs from base 178 to 1170 and encodes 330 amino acids. Gene Ontology annotation, biological process: sulfation.
UUCCUGCAUUAACUGCAGUUGAAUAAGGAACUCUGUCUUCAUUUUGGCAUAAACUACGCCCGUGAACUAAUUUUAUUAAUCUCGUUUGCAUUUGGAAAUCAUAUUCCACGUUUUUCAAGUGGAAAGUGAGGGAAAAAAGAAAAACAUUAUAAAGCGGAUCGUGAAUAUUUUAAAAAAAUGUCGCUUUCUUUUACAACUGUGGAUGGAUCUGUGGGAAAAAGAUUGGAUAGAAUUUUUAAAGUGAAAUCGAGCUUUUUGAAAGUGCAACCAGGGGAAUGUUUGCUACCACCACAAUACGUUUUUAUUGCUAGUAGAAUUCGAGAUUUGGAAAUUCGUGAGGAUGAUGUCUGGAUUGUUUCAUACCCAAGAACAGGAAGUCAUUGGGUUCAAGAAAUGGUUUGGUGCAUCGGAAAAGAUUGCGAUUUUAAAACUGCGGAGACCCUUAUAUUUUUACGGAACCCUUUACUGGAAUCUUCAGCAUUAAUCGUAACAGGAGAUUAUGUUGAUUGGUUUUCGAAACUUGGUAAUUCAGUAGAAUAUGUAGAAGGGAUGCAAGGUCCACGUUACAUUAAAACACAUCUUCCAUGGGAAUUACUGCCGACACAAAUCCAUGAAAAGAAACCAAAGAUUAUCUACGUAACAAGGAAUCCUAAAGAUACUUGUGUAAGUUUCUACCAUUACUGCAGAACUUUUCAUGGGAUCGAAAGCAGCUUUGAAGAGUUUGCUGAUCUCUUUUUGGAAGACAGUGCACCAAUGGGAGCAUUUUGGAACCACAUACUUAAAUUUUGGGAACACAGAAAUGACGAAAAUGUACUUUUCCUGACAUACGAGGACAUGAAAACAAACCAAACUGAAAUGAUUAAGAAGACAGCUAAGUUUCUCAACAAGAAAAUAACGGAAGAGCAGAUUGAACAACUCAAAGAUCAUUUGAAAUUUUCGAAGAUGACAUCAAACCCUGCUGUAAAUUUAGAACAAAUUCUUCCUCAGAAAAAUGGGAACAAAGAUGAUCCAAAUAUUAGAUUCAUUAGAAAGGGACAAAUAGGAGACUGGAAAAAUUACAUGUCCAAAGAUUUGGAACGCCGAUUUAAUGAAUGGACUGAGAAAAGUUUCAAGGGAACUGGCUUUAAAUUUAAUGCUGAUGUGCCCAAUGGCGUUAUUGAUGAUAUAUAAUUAUUAUAUUAUUUAGGAGUACUUAUAAGGUUUUUUAUCAAGAGAAAUAUGUAUUACUUUUUUAAUACAAUAAUUACAAUUAGAAAUGUUUUUAUUUUAAUAUGUCUGUUAAUAAUAUACUCUAAGGAGCUGUAAAUAUUGUAUAACAUUUGAGAUAA